GACAGGCCAGUGUCAGCUCCCCUUCAUCUUGGCUUGUAGAUCCCUUGGGCUGAAAUGUCUCCAGAUUUCAAGCCAUCGAUCAUCGCUGGUUAAUACAUCUCGGGCAGCCAUCGUGUCUGUAUGCAUCGAUUAUAAAUACAACAUCCCCCCAACAGUAAAGCACAUCGGACUCUUGGAAAAUGUGCGGUCUCUGAAAAAACCCAGAUCCCGAUGAACCAGUAGUCCAGUCAAUCCCGGUGUCUUCCUGAGCGAGAAAGUGCUACACUUUUGAUAUUACAGUUGACGCCUUUGAUCCGGUCAUCACGAUCCCAGUCAACUUGUUUAUUUGAAUUUUGCGGCCCUCUCUCGCUUCUCAGCUGUAUGAACUAAAGACAGUUUCUUAUUUGUCCAUCAGAUUCCAAUAAUCCUUGUUGUACCGUAUUAAAAAUAAGUCGAGUCUUUUUGAAGCUACACCAUCGAUCGAUUGGCGAGACUACGUACAACAACUUGACUCUAUCGAUUUCUGCUUGGUUUUCCGUUCUAAAGCUUCCAGCUACUCCCCCGACUAGCCCCAGCAAUACAUAUUCACCUUCAUCGUCUGAUUCUCAGUACCCGUAGUCUCUUUAACCGCUGACCUUGACGUCCGUAGUCGCAGGCCAAAUCCCGAAGAAACUCCAAUCUACAUACAACAUACCCAGCUUGCUCUCUUUUCCCAUCCCCACCAGCAUCACCCCAGAUCCUUCCUUCCGUGCCGAUUCCUGAUGGCUCCUCGAUCACCACAGAGAAGACAUCUCCCUUAUCUCUCCUCAAAGCUCACCAAGCAUGAUAUCGUCCCUCUGAUGUCGCCUCCAGCUUCCUCCUCCGACUCCUCCUCGGGCUCAACUAACUCUGCAGCCCCCACUCAUUCUUCCUCUUUCCCGUCCCUCAACAACAGCUUGACCAUCGAUUCCCCCAAGAUUCACCAUCAUCAAAAGGCUCACGCGGAACCCAGCUCUACCCAGGCCAACCCGCCCCUCGCCAACAAAGAUUUUGAAACUCCGGUCCUCCUCUCACAGCUCAAACUUGACCCGGCGCCCACCAAGCCUCCAGAGAUCAAACUCGACCACCAAAAAACUGCGCCCGAGAAAUCCCCGGCUCAGCUCACUACUCCAGAGAACGUGGUGAUCGAUGAUGAGGAGAAACCGAGUGACUAUGAUCUUGGUGGCUAUCAUCCCGUCCAGGUCGGCGAACGAUUCCAUCAGGAUCGAUAUCUCAUCGUCCGCAAGCUCGGCUGGGGUCAUUUCAGCACGGUCUGGUUGGCCCACGAUCAACAGCUCGACCGUCACGUUGCCCUCAAAGUGGUCAAGUCAGCCAAGCACUACACUGAGACCGCAGAGGAUGAAAUCAAGCUUCUCGAGCGCGUCUUCACAGCCAACCCCACCCAUCUUGGCUAUGGCCAUGUGGUCUCACUCCUCGAUCACUUCAGACACAAGGGUCCAAACGGCACGCAUGUAUGUAUGGUGUUCGAGGUGCUGGGUGAGAACCUCUUGGGAUUAAUCAAGCGCUACGAGUAUCGAGGGAUCCCCGAGCCGAUCGUCCGGGAGGUUGGCCGUCAGAUUUUACUCGGCCUGGACUAUCUCCACCGCGAAUGCGGCAUCAUCCACACUGACCUCAAGCCUGAGAACGUGUUGAUCUGCAUCGAGGACGUGGAACGAGUGAUUCGCAGCGAGCUGGAGAACCACCAUCUGGUCGGACAUGAGGACUCGCUGAUCGGCGUGCCAUCCUGUCAAGGUCGCGUCGGUAAUCAGACUCCGCGUCAAGUGCCGACCAGUCCCACCAGCUUGAUCACCGGAUCACAGCCCCUUCCCAGCCCACGUGGCUCGAGCACCGCACUUGAUAAGCUGGCUCUCCAAAUCAGCAAGAUUUCCUCCUCCCAGUCCUCGUCUCCCUCUCGUUCUUCCCGGAUUGACUCUUCCCUCUCGCCCGGUCGUCAUCAGCCUGAGUAUGGCACCAUCACCGUCAAGAUUGCCGAUCUGGGGAACGCCAGUUGGGUCACCAAUCAUUUUACCGACGAUAUCCAAACCCGUCAGUAUCGCAGUCCUGAGGCCAUCAUCGGUGCCCCUUGGGGUCGGCGAGUUGACAUUUGGAGCGCAGGUUGCAUGUUGUUUGAGCUCUUGACAGGGGAUUACUUGUUCAACCCUGACGCUGUGGCCAAGCGUUACUCCAAAGAUGAUGAUCACAUUGCCCAAAUCAUUGAAUUGUUAGGCCCGUUUCCAAUCGAUUUCGCCCUCUCGGGCAAGUUCAGCCACGACAUCUUCAAUCGAAGAGGGGAACUGAAGAAGAUUCCUAAACUGAAAUAUUGGAACCUAGAAUCCGUGCUGACUAACAAGUAUGGGGUCGAGAAAGAAUUGGUCUCAAAACUCUCGGAAUGUUUAACGAAGAUGUUGCAAAUCGAUCCUGCCAAACGAUGGAAGGCAUGGGAGAUCCUCAAUGAUGAUGGAAGCUGGUUGGGAACCGAUGAAUAGUCAAGCCAAGUUCCCUCAAAUUAGUAUUGCUACGGUUUAGUACACGGGUUUCGGAUCUACAACAGAAACAAAAAAAAGUCAUCUAUAAUCCCUCAUAUAAAUACGAUCUAGUUCCCACAAUUCACGCAGUGGCCGAUGUUUGGUCAACGUCCUGGCUCGAUCAGUUGUCUGCUUCUUUUUCUCUUGGUGGUUGUCCCACAUACAAAUGUAAACCCUCGAUCCGGAUUGGCAUGGAAUGAACAGCAGUCGUCAAUUGUAAUAUUAUUCUCUCCACCUCUUUACGAUUAUUCAGGUCUUAUUAUCAGUCUCUUGCUUCCUUCCACCUCAGCUGAAGAACUACACAACUUCUCGUCUUGUCAUCAUCACUUUCCUCGUCUGGUCUCGCUUCCCUCUCGCUCGUGAUCUCUCUUCCUUCCUUCUUGUCCUCUUUCUUUUCCUCUCUGCUUAUCUUAUCUUGUUUGUUUUUUUGUUCUUGUUCUUGUAAAAACAACGCGCAGUUCAUGCUUGUUUGAAACCUGGUCGCCCGAUCUCUUGUCUUCUUGAUCCUUCUGUAAUCCUUUCGUCGGGCCUCAUACCGAUCCUUUUUUCAUUCCCGCUUCCCUGUCUUUCUCCCUUGUUACUAUUAACUUGCACUGCUGCUUGUCGCCAUACUCCUCUUUCACGUCUUCCGGUUUUUGAUGAUCAGUGCCCUCAUGACUCAUGAAAUGAACAAAUCAUUCUUUCUCAGGUCUACUCAUAUUCAUGUCCC
Molecule: messenger RNA, 3231 nt
Organism: Puccinia graminis f. sp. tritici CRL 75-36-700-3
Lineage: Eukaryota; Fungi; Basidiomycota; Pucciniomycetes; Pucciniales; Pucciniaceae
Product: CMGC/SRPK protein kinase
Exons: 4
Coding region: 741-2483 (580 amino acids)
Biological process (GO): protein phosphorylation; spliceosomal complex assembly; regulation of mRNA processing
Molecular function (GO): protein kinase activity; ATP binding
Source: RefSeq, a predicted model, not a curated record